This is a messenger RNA of Armigeres subalbatus, 2357 nucleotides long. RefSeq names its product peptidyl-prolyl cis-trans isomerase sig-7. Gene Ontology annotation, biological process: protein peptidyl-prolyl isomerization. Gene Ontology annotation, molecular function: peptidyl-prolyl cis-trans isomerase activity; RNA binding. The coding region runs from base 237 to 2183 and encodes 648 amino acids. NCBI's taxonomy places the organism in Eukaryota, Metazoa, Arthropoda, Insecta, Diptera, Culicidae. The transcript has a single exon. Gene Ontology annotation, cellular component: nucleus. The record is from RefSeq and is a predicted model, not a curated record.
UUCAGUUGACAUUUUGUUGACGAUUGACGAACAACCAACAUUUUUUCCAUUCGUGAUUGAUUUCAAAAAAAUGCGGAAAAAUCAUUCUUUCCAUUAGUUAAUAAAUGAAUCGUUUUUCAUUUAUCUUCAAGUGCUCAGAAACAUUUGAUCGGCUGCAAUCGGUGUGCUAAUGAUACAGUAGUGAAUAAUUUUCGUGUAUUCGCGCGUGUGAAGAAAAGAUUUCCCCUAUCCCAACGAUGGCUGUAGUGAUUGAAACGACCAUAGGCGACAUCACGGUAGACCUGUAUCUGACGGAACGUCCCCGUGCGGCCUUGAACUUCCUGAAGUUAUGCAAGCUGAAAUGCUACAAUUUCAAUCUGUUUCACACAAUCCAGCAUGGUUUUAUCGCCCAGACGGGCGAUCCCGGCGGUUCCGGCGAAGGAGGCUCCUCAAUCUGGGGAGUCAUAGAAGGGAAGCACAAAAGGUACUUUGAAGGUGAAACCGUGCCAAAAAUUAAGCAUGGUGAACCGGGACUGUUGUCGAUGGUGUGUGCAGGGGAAGGUUUGAUUGGGUCGCAGUUUUUCUUCACAUUGGGGCCAGAUUUGGCCUCGCUGGACGGUGGAGGCCACGUAGUGAUUGGUGAAGUCACCGAAGGCCACGAAGUGUUGAGGAAGCUGAACGAGGCGAUUUGCGACGAGAAGCAUCGUCCGUAUAAGGACAUUAGGAUAACGCACACGGUCGUACUGGAGGAUCCGUUCGAUGAUCCUAGAGGGUUCCGUGAGCCGAGUAGAUCACCUUCGCCGUCGGCGGAACGGCUUGUCGGAGGAAGGAUCGCAGCCGACGAGGAUAUCGAUGAUACAGAAGGUAAAACGACGGAAGAAAUCGCCGAAAUGCUUGCCGAAAAGGAAGCUAUGGCGCGGGCGACGAUUCUGGAAAUUGUAGGGGACAUCCCGGAUGCGGACAUCGCACCUCCAGAGAACGUUUUGUUUGUCUGCAAGCUGAAUCCGGUAACGACGGACGAUGAUUUGCAAAUUAUUUUUAGUCGGUUCGGGAAAAUCAAAGGAUGUGAGGUGAUUCGAGAUAAAGUUUCCGGUGAUUCGCUGCAGUAUGCGUUUAUUGAAUUCGAGAACAAGAAAUCCUGCGAAGAUGCCUAUUUUAAAAUGGAUAACGUAUUGAUUGAUGAUCGCCGCAUUCACGUAGACUUUUCCCAAUCGGUUGCAAAAGUGCGUUGGCGCGGUAAAGGAAAAGGAAUCGAGUAUAUGGAUGGAAAGGAUGCCAAGUCGUUCAAGGAUAUUGAUUACAAGGACAACAGAAAAGGCCGGAAGAGGGCUCCAAGUCGGUUGAGAAAAUCAUCGAGUUCGGGAUCGUCCGGCAAAUCACGAUCACGAUCUAAAUCGCAGUCCCAUAGUCCAAGGCGUAGACGUAGUCCACCCGGUCGCCAAACCGGCGGUGGUGGUCGUAGAGGACGUUCACCAUGGCGUAAAUCUGGUGGUGGAGGUGGGAGUGGCCGUCGUUCUAGAGACAAAAGAAUUCAAUUGUCGGAGAGUAAUUCCGCUUACCAUGAGGAACGUAACGGACGGGACAUCCGAGUCGUUCAAGGAAAACUCGACUACAAGAAUCGUCCCUAUCCGACAAGUUUUAUAAAACGAAACAGAGGUGGUCGUGGAGGCGGUGGAGGAGGCCGUCGAUCACGGUCGCCUAUUCGUAAUCGUCAGCAACGUCGAUCGCGUUCUCGAGAACGUCGUCGGUCUUCCCGUUCUCGCAGUCUCAGUUACCGCCGGAAAUCUAAUUCAGGGGAUCGCCACCCGCGUCGCGAUCGGAGUCCAGAAACCGAACGGCGAUCUUGGAGGAGUCGUUCCCCACAACGUCGUAGAUCACGCUCGCCGGAACGCAGCCGAAAUCGUCGCGACUCGAGUCCACAGGCUCGCCAGUAUCCGUCUCUUUCCAAAGCCAAAGCAGCAUCUUCGAGUGAUAAGAAUAGGAAAGACAAGGACAAGAAGCAUUACUCGGAAGAUUCCUCCGCUGACUCGAGACCAUCCUCCGUUGAUCGUUCCAAGAAGAAAAAUAAGAAGAAGGCUUCAAGCAAGAAAAAAUCCAAGAAAAGCAAAAAAUAUUCAUCGAACAGCGACAGCAGUGAUUCGGACUCCAGCGACGACGAAAGAAGGAAGAAGAAGAAAAGCAAGAGCAAGAAAAAGAAGAAGUAAUUUCAAUGCAAAAGGGGAAAUAGUUGUCAGUCAAUAUGUAAAGGUUUGAACGAAUAGUUUUAAGAGGGCAUGAGGACUUUUAACCGUACAAACAGGUUAUAAAUUAAGCCUUUUCAUGGAUAACCUUUUAUUGUUUGAAUAUUUGAUGUAAUGAAGAGAUAUUGUGCAAAAUAA